CUUGGGAGCUGUCAGGCUGGUGACCGAUGGUGAUGCUGGUGAGGGGGCAGAUAUAGCUAACACUUCGCCUUGUUUUGGAGGGGAUGAUGAACUUGUUUUUCUAGUACAGGAUGCCAAUCCCGCAUUGUACUGGAAGUUCUGCCGACAGCGUGCACACAGGCUCACAGAGGGACCCUGAGACGCUGCUUUCCAGCAGCUUGUGUGAAGGUCGGGGAGAUGACACAAGAGAACUCCAUUCUGCUUCACUCGCAGAGUUUACAGCUGCCCUUUCCUGACACCUGGAAGUAUGGGAUUUUGGCAUUAGCCAUCCUCCUGGGUUUGGUGGCUCUAACCAUUUUAACCUGCCAAAUGUGCCAGUGCCAGAAACUGAGAAAACUUGGGAGAAAGAAGAAAUACCUUAGUGAAGCCUGUAAGGACACAAAGGUGGAGAAUGGCAUCCUGGGGGAUAAACUGCGACCAGCUCUCCUUGACAUUGCUAAGCAGAGCCUUCCUGAUGUCAAGAUCCAGACGCUCCAGGAGGAACUGGACAAGCUGGGUACCUGCCUUUCCCGCUCCUGUACCAGCAGCAAGAACCUGGAGAGUGUGGGCAGCAACGCAGACUUCCUGGAGAGCUCCCGGGGCAGGCUGAGAUUCUCCCUCUUCUACCACAGGGAGCGACUUGAGCUGCUCUUGACGGUCAUUGCAGUGACAGGCCUGCCUAGCCGAGGGAGCGCUGACUCUGCUGUUCGGGUCCGGCUGCUGAGGCAGGUCCCAUCUCACAUCUCUGGCCUUCAGUGCAUGGUCCGUGAGUGGCAAACCCAGGUGGUGAAGAACUGCAGGAAACCUGCUUUUGGGGACCAGUUUGUCUGCUCCCUGCAGGAGGCCGAGCUGGAGAAGAGCACUGUGAAGCUGGAGGUUAAACAUUACAACAAGUAUUCCAGACACACCAUGCUGGGGGAAGUGAGGGUCACCCUCAGCAAACUAAAGGCCUCUCAACGUAUGGAGUUCUGCGAGGAGCUACAGAAGACUACAAAGGACCUUGUUGGAGAAGUCCUUGUGUCGCUGAAGUGUCUCCCCAUCUCUCAGAAGAUAGAAAUUGGGCUGCUCAAAGUCAAAACUGCCUCCGUGUGCAGCAGUCCAGAGAAGAAUGUGUAUGCGAGAAUAGACAUCUCCUGCAAUCUCCACAAACAGAAGCAUCAGAAAUCCAGCCCCAGGGCCCGAACCUCAGUCAUCAUCUUCAACGAGACUUUCCUCUUCCAUCUUGCUGAGCCUGUUGCUGGGGCCUGCACAGUCCUGGUCUCCGUUUAUGAAAUGAGCUCCAGGGCCAGAGGCAGCAGCAGGCAGCUCAUUGGACAGGCUGUCCUGGGGAAAAGGAGCCCCAGCGAAGCCAAUGACCACUGGGCCCUCAUGAUGCAGUCUGUCCAGCAGCCUGUGGCCAAGUGGCAUCCUCUGCUACUUUAGAAGGAGGAUUUUGCACCACUUCCAUGAUGUAGAAACUGGCCAGAUUUUCUCCAUGGCAUCAGUCCCAACAACGUUCAAAGUGGGUACCUUCCAGAGAUGGAUAAUAGCCUGAAGUUCCUGGUUAGAACAACACAAACUGAAGUAACUGCUAGUUGUGACAAAAGUUGCUGAUACAUUCAAUUCCCUCCCUUGCUGCUGCUGGGAGGGAGAGCGACUCUCCAUCCCUGCCAAGUCCAUUGUGAUCUGAUUAACAAUACUAUUGCCGCAGCACCGAGAGGCUGCAACUGAGACCAGGGUGGUCCCACUGCACUAGGUGCUAUGUACACACACACACACACACACACACACACACACACACACACACACACACACACACACACACACACACACACACACACACACACACACACACACACACACACAGAGAACAACUCUGCCCUGAUGCGUUUACAAUCUGAACAGACAAGGGAAGCAAUGGGUGGGAGGAAAGGAGUAUUAUCCCCAUUUGACAGAUGGGGAAUUGAGGCACAGAGAUUAAGUGACAUAUCCAAGGAUACAUAGGGACUCUGUGACAGAGCAGGAAUUUGAACCCAACAUCUCCUGAGUCCCAGUCCAGUUCCUCGAGCAUCCUUCCUCUCCUUCCCCUUUCUUUGCCUGAGAGAGUCCCAGAUGUGGCACUUUCCCAGUUUUGGGAUCUCUCACAUGGGAAGCACCUGGGCUUAUUUGAGUGAAGGUGCCCAGGCCUUGCUACCACUGCCUCCCUUCACUCACACGCACAUAGAGUGCCUUUGGGGAUGGAUGAAUACAAGACCUCGGCAUCCCAGGCUGUCAGUCAGGCACUUUCCUUCAGCAAUACCCCCAUGUUAAAAAACAAACAUGCUUUGUGUAAAUGCAGACCCCUCUCACCUGCUGAAGAGCAAUGAAACAGCCCAGACCUUGGAAACGAGAGCAGAGCCUGCUGAAGUAGGAGCUACCUGCACACUAUGGCCUUGCUGCCAUCUCAGGAAAGGUCUGGGCCCUGUGGCCACCACCACAGCUGGAGAAUUGCCAGCUGCUAAAUUUGGAUGAAUGGUUGUGGUCCAUCUCCAGCAAGUAAGUGUGUGUGUGUGUUCAGGGCUCUCCUGAAGUGGCUAGGAGGCAUGGUGGUGCAUCUAAAGCUCAUUAAUUCUUGUAAACUGUUUUCUUCCCAGGAUAUCACCAUUGCCCUGCACCGCAUGUUGUGGUGGACAGUGGCCACUGCUCUGAGACUUCAGGCUUCUGCUUUGUUUAGUCUCCCAGCAGACAGCACCCCCUGGUGGAGGCAUGGCAGCAUAACCUCACCUUGUAUGGCUGUCCCGUA
This is a messenger RNA of Mauremys reevesii (Reeves's turtle), 2779 nucleotides long. Its product is annotated as synaptotagmin-B-like. Gene Ontology annotation, cellular component: axon; synapse. The record is from RefSeq and is a predicted model, not a curated record. NCBI's taxonomy places the organism in Eukaryota, Metazoa, Chordata, Testudines, Geoemydidae. The transcript has 8 exons. Gene Ontology annotation, molecular function: phosphatidylserine binding; SNARE binding; calcium-dependent phospholipid binding. Gene Ontology annotation, biological process: calcium-ion regulated exocytosis; regulation of dopamine secretion; cellular response to calcium ion. Bases 217 to 1440 code for a protein of 407 amino acids.